AAAAACAGAGCUUUAUCCCCUCUGAGCCACAGAGCAGCACACCUCCAUCAGCCACCAACGAGCUGCAGGUAGAAGAACGUGAAAGCUGUCGACAUGAAGUUGGGGUUGCUCGUGGUUCUGGUCGUGGCGGUUCUGGUGCCAGGUCGGUCCGAGGGCCGGACCGUCUCCAGAUGUGAGCUGAGAGAAAAGCUCGGGGAAGCCAUCGUCCUGCCGCGGAAACUCCAAAGCACCAAGGACAGAAUCCUUGCAAUAGUUAUCUGUGAGGCCGAAAUAAGGUCAGGUCUGGACACCGGCCUGGUCCAGGUGGACGACAAGCCCAGGACGACAACCGCCGAUCCUUUGGCCAUCGAGUCACCGACCGACGGAUCACUGACCGACAUCUCUGGCAACGUCGGACGAAAGCGCAGGGACGUCACGACCAGCGAGGAGUCCGACUCAGGCGAGAAGACGGAGAUGGCGAUCUGUGAUCGGGACGCAGAGGACGAGGUGGCGGAGGAGGAGACAAGUGACGAAGAGGAAGAGGACGAGGAGAAAGAGAUCCGUGAUCAGGACGCAGAGGACGAGGUGACGCAGGAGGAGACAAGUGACGAAGAGGAAGAGGACGAGGAGAAAGAGAUCCGUGAUCAGGACGCAGAGGACGAGGUGACGCAGGAGGAGACAAGUGACGAAGAGGAAGAGGACGAGGAGAAAGAGAUCCGUGAUCGGGACGCAGAGGACGAGGUGACGCAGGAGGAGACAAGUGACGAAGAGGAAGAGGACGAGGAGAAAGAGAUCCGUGAUCGGGACGCAGAGGACGAGGUGACGCAGGAGGAGACAAGUGACGAAGAGGAAGAGGACGAGGAGAAAGAGAUCCGUGAUCAGGACGCAGAGGACGAGGUGACGCAGGAGGAGACAAGUGACGAAGAGGAAGAGGACGAGGAGAAAGAGAUCCGUGAUCGGGACGCAGAGGACGAGGUGACGCAGGAGGAGACAAGUGACGAAGAGGAAGAGGACGAGGAGAAAGAGAUCCGUGAUCAGGACGCAGAGGACGAGGUGACGCAGGAGGAGACAAGUGACGAAGAGGAAGAUGACGAGGAAGGUGAGAAUCGUGAGACGCGCAGUGUCCACCGGAGGGCCCACUUCGGGCUCUUCCAGCUGUCCGACAGGCUCUGCUCCCGGUGCAACACAACCUGCCGAGCGUUCAUUGACGAUGACAUCACCGACGACAUCGACUGCCUGGUGAGGACUCGGGCCUGGAGGAACUUCUUGAAGGAAAGCUCUCCCCAGUGUUCCAGUGUCACAAACUUCUUCAGCGAGUGUGAAUGAAGCGGCGACGUCGUUGAGACGCGCUUCACUUCUUUUCAUGGAGGAAUCUGAUGUUUCUUUAAGAGUCAUGAAUGAAUAUUUGUGCCAAAAGUUAAACUGUAUCUCAGGAAUUUCAGCAAGUUUUUGGAAAAAUAAAAAAUAUGAUUAUU
Pseudoliparis swirei is the source of this 1454-nucleotide messenger RNA. RefSeq lists its product as uncharacterized. The transcript is spliced from 5 exons. NCBI's taxonomy places the organism in Eukaryota, Metazoa, Chordata, Actinopteri, Perciformes, Liparidae. The record is from RefSeq and is a predicted model, not a curated record. The coding region runs from base 94 to 1305 and encodes 403 amino acids.